Molecule: messenger RNA, 1992 nt
Organism: Histoplasma mississippiense
Lineage: Eukaryota; Fungi; Ascomycota; Eurotiomycetes; Onygenales; Ajellomycetaceae
Exons: 3
Coding region: 1-1992 (663 amino acids)
Biological process (GO): negative regulation of glycogen biosynthetic process; intracellular signal transduction; protein phosphorylation
Cellular component (GO): nucleus; cytoplasm; cytosol
Molecular function (GO): protein serine/threonine kinase activity; ATP binding
Source: RefSeq, a predicted model, not a curated record
AUGAACACCGUCAAUUCUCUCUUACUCGGUAUGGGAAACGGCGUGAAUGCACAAUUACUCAGCAAGCCCCCUUCACACGCGACAAAACCUCGAAGACAGAAAACCGAGGGGGAAAAUACGGCCUAUUUACGCUUUGAUGAUGCUGGACGAUUAGUCGAGAGUCAUGGGGACAUUGAGCCUAUUUGGGGAGUAAAGAUGCUCAAGGCUGGCGUUCCUAUCACGGAUAUUAUUCCAAAUGUCCCGCAACGCCAGAAAAAGAAUGCUGCAGAAGAUGUGUUCCGAGAGAUUGUCGAGUUGAAGUACUUCACGGCGCUGAUACAAAAUGAGGCCUCCAUCCCGAUUACCAUCACUGAAGUGUCGGCUCCUCGUGAUCUUCGUAUCUCCCAUUUCCCACAUGUUGCUGGAAUUGUGGUUGUGUCUGCAACAACUCUGCAUGUUAUCAGCGCGAAUUCCGUAUUCUCUGCUGCCCUUUUUGGCCAGGAGCAUCUUAAAGGUUUAAUGAUUACGGAUUUAAUCCCACAUUUUGAUGAAUACCUGAACAUUUUGACGGAAGAAGAUAAUGUUCCCUUGGUUGAUGGUAUGGUGAUACCAGCGCAUAGCUUCAGAAAAGCAAGGGCGCUGUUGGUCCUUCGGGAGGGGAAAGCUAAUACUGCAUCUUUAUUUCUCAGACCUUAUGGUCUCCCAUCACGUCACCGCGACGGAAAAGAGAUUAUGGUGGAUGUUCAAAUGCGUGUCGUUAAAAGCGAAACCAUAUUUCCUGGAAACUUGACGCCUGACAUCAACGAACGUCCAGCGCUAGACGAUGAACGUGGAGCACCUGUUGCCGUUACUGAAGUUGUAUAUGCGUUGUGGAUAACAUACUCACGGCAAUUUCACUCAAUUAUGCAAGAGGAGAACAAUUUUCCCCAAUCACCCUCGGCGAAAUCCCCCUCUAUCCCUCAACAGCCUUCCCCGGGUCAGCGUUCACCAAUUUUACCCCCAAUAGAGACUCCACGCGUUGAUUCGCCAUUGAUUGAGAGCCAAGCCCAGCAGUCCCUCCUAUCGUUGCAAUUAAAUGAAGCUGCAUCGGAACCUCUGACAGACAAACCCGUCCAGCCAAUGCCUGAAGUAAGAAACGCAGGGCUCAGGAAAGAGAUGCCAAAAAAGAAAUCGAUAUCAGAAUAUGUCAUCCUAGAGGAAAUGGGUCAAGGCGCCUAUGGGCAAGUAAAACUGGCGCGCAGCAAGCGGAACCCAGAAAAUAAGGUAGUUCUCAAAUACGUAACCAAGAAACGGAUUCUCGUCGACACAUGGACCCGAGACCGACGCCUCGGAACUGUCCCCUUGGAAAUUCAUGUGCUGGAUUACUUGCGCACAGACGGCCUAAGGCACCCUAACAUCGUCGAGAUGAAGGGCUUCUUCGAAGACGAUGUCAAUUACUACAUCGAGAUGGUUCCUCAUGGGCUUCCGGGCAUGGAUUUGUUUGACUACAUUGAACUGCGGUCGAAUAUGGAUGAGGACGAGUGCCGAAAUAUCUUCUACCAGGUCGUCGAUGCGAUCCAUCACCUCCAUACGAAGGCACAUGUUGUGCAUCGUGAUAUCAAGGAUGAAAAUGUCAUUCUUGAUGGGGAGGGAAGGAUCAAGUUGAUUGAUUUCGGGAGCGCGGCGUAUAUCAGCAAAGGCCCUUUUGACGUCUUUGUUGGUACGAUAGAUUAUGCCGCCCCCGAAGUCCUCCAAGGUAAAUCCUACGGUGGCAAGGAACAAGAUGUCUGGGCUCUGGGUAUCCUCCUCUACACCAUCGUCUACAAAGAAAAUCCCUUCUACAAUAUCGACGAGAUCCUCGACCACCCGCUGCGCGUUCCAUAUCUGCCCUUCUCAGAAGAUUGUAUCGAUCUGAUUCGCCAGAUGCUCGAUCGGGACGUUGAUCAACGCCUCACCAUCGAGGGAGUCAUACAGCACUCGUGGAUGAGACCCGCUGCGUUAGCAGCAGCAGCUUCUGCUUCCAAGGUUAAAUGA